AGUCAAGUUUCUGAAGAUGUUAUGAAUAUGUUUUUACAACUCUUAAGUGGAAAAAAACAAGACAAUAUUAUAGAUGUUGAUUGUUUUGAAGAAAAAAAUAUUAAGGGGAAAAGUAAAGGGGGAACUAUGGAUGCGUAUGUCACAAAGGGGAGGGCAAAGCAACAAAGUUUAAAUCAAAUGAUGAAGCAAAGGGAGCCCGUGAUUAGAGAUAUUUGUAGAGUCAUUUAUGGGCAUGCAUUGGCUUUUAAUUUAAUAAAAAGCUCCUUGUUUAAAAAGAUGUUGAAGUCGGUUGGUGAGUAUGGUGUAGGAUUGAAACCACCAAGUUAUCAUGAAGUGAGAGUAUCUUUUUUGAAAAAAGAGGUUGAUAAUGUGAAUGCAAGUUUAGAAGUGUAUAGAAAAGAAUGGAAGAAGACGGGUUGCACUAUAAUGUCCGACGGAUGGACCGAUGGAAAGUCUCACUCUCUUACUAAUUUCCUUGUUAAUAGUCCAAGUGGAACGGUGUUUAGUAAAUCAAUAGACACCUCCGAUGUAAUUAAAAAUUCUAUGAAAUUAUUUGAGAUGCUUGAUGACAUUGUGAAUGAAAUUGGUGAAGAAAAUGUGGUUCAAGUGGUAACCGAUAGUGCAUCGGCGUAUGUGGGUGCCAGUAGAUUAUUGGAAGAGAAGAGGACUAAAUUGUUUUGGUCCCCAUGUGCGGCACAUUGCCUUACUUAAUGUUGAGUGACAUGGGUGAGUUGACGGUUUUCAAAGAUAUAAUAAUUAAAGCCAAGGAAAUCGCUGUGUAAUUUAUAGGCAUGCUUGAGUGCUUGAUUUGUUCAGAAAAUUUACAAAGAAUAGGGAGUUGACAAGACCCGUGGUUACUAAAUUUGCCACCGCCUUCCUUACUUUAAAAAAUUUCCAAGAUAGAAAGCUCCAAUUUAGAGCUAUGUUUGCAUCGGAAAAGUGGGCUAGAAGUAGCUAUUCUACAUUUGUUAAUGCAAAAAAGGCACAAGGAACAAUCUUGGGAGAUGCUAGAUUUUGGAAAGCAAUCAAGUAUUGCUUGAAGUGUGUGCUCCCUUUGGUGAAAAUUUUGAGGCUUGUGGAUGGUGAUGCAAAGCCGGCAAUGGGGUUUAUUUAUGAAGCUAUGGAUAGAGCGAAGGAAGAAAUUGCUUCAAACUUGAAUCAUGUGAGGGGUAGAUAUAAGCACAUUUGGGAAAUUAUUGAUACUAGAUGGGAUUUACAACUCCAUAGGCCUUUGCAUGCGGCGGCAUAUUACCUUAAUCCGAUGUUUCAUUAUCAAGAAAACUUCACUGCGGAUACGGAGGUGAAAAUUGAUUUAUUUAAAACCAUUGAGAGGAUGUAUCCGGAUAUAGAGGAUAGAGUGAAGGUUGAUGAGCAAUUAGAAAAGUUCAAGAAGGCCGAGGGUAUGUUUGAUAUGAGCAUGGCCAUCUUGACAAGGGAAAAGAAACAACCCGCUCUAUGGUGGGAAAGUUACGGAGAAGAGUGCAAAGAGCUUCAAAAGCUAGCUAUUAGAGUGCUAAGUCUUACUUGUAGAGAAAUUGGAGCACUUUUGAUCAUGUGCACUCGAAGAAAAGAAACCGGUUGGAGCAACAACGGUUGAAUGCUUUGGUUUUUGUGAAGUAUAACAUUCAACUUGAGUUGAGGCAAAUUAAGAGACAAGAAAGGGGUGAGACUUAUGAUCCUAUUUAUUUAUCGGAUAUGGAAUCCGAUGAUGAAUGGAUUACCGAGAAAGAAGAUCCAUGUCUACCCGAAGAUCAUUCAUGGAUGGACAUCCAAGAGUGUUUCGAAGAUGAUGAAGGAACAACUAGCAAAAAGAGAAAAAGAGGACCAAGAAAUUUAAAUGCCACCGAUAGAGGAAAAGAAAAGUAUUUGAAGAUGAUGAUGAAGUUGAAUUGAUUGAAGGUGGGGAAGGGGAAGAGGAAGAGGAAGAGAAAGAAGAGUUUGAUGAAGUGACUAUGGUAGAUGAUGAUGAAGAUGAUAUUGACCUUGGAGAUGGUGAAGAUUGAAAUGAAGAAAUGAAGACUUUUUGGAACUUUUAACUUUGUCUAAUCUAACUUUUGUUUUGUAUGGUCUCUUUUUUACACAAGUUACUUUACAAGUAUAGAUUAGAGUUUUGAAAAGUUUAGAACUUGUUAAGUUGUGAACGUUAUUCAUGAUCAUACAUUCAUAGAAUCAUAUUAUAAUGAAUGUGGAUUGCCAUACAUAUAUGUUGUGAUGUGAAUUUACAUAAAUUAUAUCAUAAAUACAUAAAUAUAAUACAGAAUGAUAGAUCACGGUGGGGCUCGGACCCACAUCUCUUGCCAUAUAAGCGUCUUACCUAUUUAGGCCACGUGAUCAUCAUGUAAAGUAACAUUUUUAUUACUUUAAAUCUAAAUAUUUCAUAUUUAUAAUAUUUAAGUGUAUAAAUAUUUUUUUUUAUGUAAUUUAGAAAACGUAAGUGAAUCUUUACGAUUCACGAUUCGAUUCGAUUCGCGAUUCGGUACAUGGCAUUUCGAUUCACGAUUCGAAUCCCGAUUUGACAACUAUGCUGUAAACAUAAUUAGAGUAUUUUUAGUCACAUCCAUACGAAGACGCGGAAUAGUUUGAAAUAUAAGAAAAUCCAAAAAUUAAUCUUCAUCACCUACAACAUGAGAUUAAAAUUGAGACAC
Camellia sinensis is the source of this 2645-nucleotide messenger RNA. The record is from RefSeq and is a predicted model, not a curated record. Lineage: Eukaryota; Viridiplantae; Streptophyta; Magnoliopsida; Ericales; Theaceae.